Molecule: messenger RNA, 969 nt
Organism: Camellia sinensis
Lineage: Eukaryota; Viridiplantae; Streptophyta; Magnoliopsida; Ericales; Theaceae
Product: nudix hydrolase 11
Biological process (GO): coenzyme A catabolic process
Molecular function (GO): coenzyme A diphosphatase activity
Source: RefSeq, a predicted model, not a curated record
UGUUCAAAACUUUACCAAAACAAUCAAGUUCUGCAAUGGCUUGCAUUGCAGCCUCUGCAUGCAUGGACACUGAAGUGGGAUGCCAAACCCUAAAGACCCAUGACAGUGAAAAACUCCAAAGUCUUGCGAAGCUGCUUCGGUGUUACAGACCACCUAGUUUUAAUGGAGAGAUUGAGAAUGCUAAUCAUGAUCAUGUUAUGAUGAGUUCGUCAAAUAUUACUAAGAUCAUGGAGUCUGUGGCAACUAAAGAGAGGAGAGCUGCUGUUUUGGUAUGCCUCUUUGAAGGCCCCGGGGGCGAAUUACGGGUCAUUCUUACCAAAAGAUCCAUGAAUCUGUCCUCCCACCCCGGAGAAGUAGCACUGCCUGGUGGGAAGGUAGAGGAAGGAGAUGCAGAUGACUCAGCAACUGCACUACGAGAAGCCAUGGAAGAGAUUGGCCUGGAUCCUUCUCUAGUUGAAGUUGUUGCAAAUCUAGAGCCUUUCUUUUCCCAGCACCGAGUUAUUGUGGUACCAGUUGUAGGCCUAUUAUCCAGAAUUGGAGAUUUCAAGGCCGCACCUAAUGUUGAUGAAGUUGAUGCCAUUUUUGAUGCCCCUUUGGAGAUGUUUAUCAAGGAAGAGAGUCAUAGAUGUGAAGAGAGGGAAUGGAGGAGUUGGAAGUACACAAGGCAUCUAUUUGACUAUGAAACAGAAGAGCAAGGAGGGUUUCUGAUAGGAGGAUUAACUGCAAGCAUUCUUAUCAGAGCUGCCUCUGUCAUAUAUCAGAGAUCUCCUCCUUUCACCACCCACCAUCUUGACUUUCAACAAUUGCAAAAAACCAUUAUCCAAAACACCCUUAAUGAUUCCUAUGAUGUUGUUAAGGAUUUGACCAUUUAUGCAACACAAAAUGCAUAGGUUAUUAUGUAUAUCAUGUACGCAUGAAUACAUGUAAACAUCAGUCUAAAUGAACUAACUUAAAUUUUAUUUUUAGAUA